AUGCUGUCGCUUUUAAUAUCAGCAGCAGCUGCCACUCUCGCAUCUGCCCUGGAACUUCCCCAGGGUUAUUCCCCGGAUCCUGUCUCUUGCCCAACAAAUCUUUCAUGGAUCCGACCGGCAGUUGGACUCAGCAGAGAUGAAGCGCAAUGGGUUGAAGGGCGGAAGAAUGUCAUCCUGGGCUCAUUAGACGCAUAUUUGAAACGACUCAACCUGGACGACUUCGACACAGACGAAUACAUAUCGCGUCUCAACAACACCAGUCAGACCCCAAUCAUGGGAAUGGCCAUCAGUGGAGGAGGUUUCGGAUCCGCCUACACCGGGACUGGUCUAAUCCGUGCUUUGGAUGACCGUCUUCCCGCAGCCAACGAGCAACGUACCGGUGGACUUCUACAAAGCAUGACCUAUCUGUCUGGUUUGUCUGGAGGAUCCUGGCCCGCAGUGUCCUUCCCAUCAUACAACUUUCCCACCGCAGACGAGAUUGUCGAUUACUGGAAACCGGAGAUUGACCGAUUCUUCACGGUCACGAACACCUCUGCUGAAGCUGCUACUGGAAAGGCCAUCUUUGAACAGAUUGCUACGAAGUACCUGGCUGGCUUCGAGGUAGCGCUAAGUGAUUAUCUAGGACGAGGAUUUGCGUACGAGUUCAUUCCCGGACAAUCCGGCGGCCUAAACACCACGUUUUCGGGGAUCCGGAAUCUAAGCAAUUUUAUCAAUCAUCAAAUGCCGAUGCCUAUCAUUCAUCUGGCUUCAGUUGAACCGGAAGAUGCAGAGUACUACGACCUUUUGGUGCCGUCAUCUAAUGGAACGAUUUUUGAUUUGACUCCCUUCGAAUUCGGCGCCUGGGACGGAGACGUGCAUGCAUUUACACCCACUGAGUGGCUCGGAAACCAACUAUCCAACGGUAUUCCCGUAAACCAGAGCAAAUGCUGGAAAGGAUUUGAUCGAUCCUCACUUGUCAUCGGCACCUCCGCCGACGCCUUCAACUUCUGGUACCUCGAAAGCGUCUCCAACGGAACCCUUGGCCAAUUUGCCAAACGCUCCACCACUCACGAGUCCUCUCUCACCAAACGAUUGUCCCAACCUGCCAACCUGAACGCACUCGUUGACGCCUUCCAAGAGACCUUUGAUCUAAACCUAACCCAAAUCUCCUACUCGAAAUUCCCCAACCCAUUCACCAACCUAUCCCUCUCUACCGGUAAUACCCACAAAUCCUCAACCCUAAACCUCGUCGACGGCAGCGAAACAGGCCAAACAAUCCCCCUCUGGGGCCAGAUCCAGCCCGCGCGCAACGUCGACUUCAUCAUAGCCUGGGACGACUCCCAAGACGCAGACCCCUACAGCUGGAACAACGGCACAAACCUCUACAACACGUACCUCGCCGCCAACGCAACAGGGCUUCCCUUUCCGAUAAUCCCACCCUCCAGAACAAUGAUGAACCUGAAUUACACUCUCCAUCCACAAUUCUUCGGCUGCGACGCCAACCUCACCACCACAGGCGACGACCGCGCACCUAUCGUGCUGUAUAUGGCUAAUGCGCCGUAUAGCGCAUACACGAACUUCUCGUUCUGGCAGACGGAGACGAGUCGGCAGCAAAUGGGGGAGAUAUUCGUGAAUAGUUUUGAUAUUGUUACGCAAGCGAAUGGGUCGUGGGAUGGGGAGUGGGCGGAGUGUAUGGGGUGUGCGGCUGUGGAAAGAAGUUUGGCGCGCGUGGGCAUGGAGAGGACGAGGCAGUGUCAGCGGUGCUUUGAGAGGUAUUGUUGGGAUGGGACACUUGAUGAGAGGGAUCCUGGGGUGUUGGAUCCGACGUUAGUUUUGGAUCCGGGGGUGAAGUUUGGGUUGUGGAAUGCUACGAAUCCUUAUUGA
Messenger RNA from Aspergillus niger, 1863 nucleotides. RefSeq lists its product as uncharacterized. Gene Ontology annotation, biological process: glycerophospholipid catabolic process. The transcript is spliced from 3 exons. The record is from RefSeq and is a predicted model, not a curated record. Gene Ontology annotation, molecular function: A2-type glycerophospholipase activity. Gene Ontology annotation, cellular component: cytosol. The coding region runs from base 1 to 1863 and encodes 620 amino acids. NCBI's taxonomy places the organism in Eukaryota, Fungi, Ascomycota, Eurotiomycetes, Eurotiales, Aspergillaceae.